AUGGUUAGGAUAGCAAUAAUUUCAUAUUCUUUGUAUGGGCAUACUGAGAAAAUUGCCCUAGCAAUUCAAAGAAGUAUUAUUAAUGCUGGUGGUUCUGCUGAUUUAUAUCGUGUAGAUGAAACAUUACCUGAUGAGGUUUUACAAAAAAUGAAAGCUCCACCAAAAACUACAUCAAUACCAAUCGCAUCCACAGAUGUUCUACUCAAUUAUGACGCCUUCUUAUUUGGUGUUCCCACAAGGUUUGGAACUUGCUCUGCACAAUGGAGCACUUUUUGGGACCGUACAGGAGGAAUUUGGGCAAAGGGGAGUUUGAAUGGUAAAGCGGCUGCUUUCUUUGUGAGCAGCGCUUCUAUUGGAGGUGGUCAAGAGAGUACCGUUAAAAGUUGCUUAAAUUAUUUAGUUCAUCAUGGUAUGAUUUUUAUACCAUUAGGAUAUAAUCAAUGUUUUUCUGAGUUAGCAAACAUUACAGAAACCCACGGUGGCUCUCCAUGGGGAGCGGGUACCUUAGCUGGUGCAGAUGGAUCCAGAUUUCCUUCAGAACUAGAGCUGAGAAUUGCAAGUAUCCAAGGCAAAACAUUUUACGAGAUUGUCAAAAAUAUAUAUGACGACAGCGAAGUCACAAAUAAAGGAGCUAAUAUUCCUAAAACUGAAGGUAACAAUACGCAAGCUAAUAAAAAAACCUUAAAACAAGUUAAUGUUGACAAAAAAAACAAGAAAAAAUCUAAUUGUACAAUUUCAUGA
Molecule: messenger RNA, 741 nt
Organism: Tetrapisispora phaffii CBS 4417
Lineage: Eukaryota; Fungi; Ascomycota; Saccharomycetes; Saccharomycetales; Saccharomycetaceae
Exons: 1
Coding region: 1-741 (246 amino acids)
Molecular function (GO): FMN binding; NAD(P)H dehydrogenase (quinone) activity
Source: RefSeq, a predicted model, not a curated record